GUAACAUCUGCAUUAGGCCUCCAAUGAAUACAAGAAUCCGUGACGGCGGUAUAGCAUUCAGAUUUCAUGAUUCGCUUUUUCGCAGCUAUAUACAAUUCCGGUCGUCGCUGAGAUAUCCCAUCGAUCGACAUCAACAACCUAUCAUCCAUGGCGGUGCGGGCGACGGUCUCCCGCUUCCCGGUGGACGCCGACGCCCUCGAAUCCUCCGGCCUCCCCUGGGGCGCCACCGUCACGCCCUUCGCCCCCGCCGAUGAGCGCGGCGCCGUUCCCAUCUACGGUUCUGGCGGCCACCUCCUCCCUCGCUGCGACAACUGCUGGGCCUACCUCAGCACCCUCUGCGAGCUGGAGCGCUGGGGCUGGACCUGCGCCCUCUGCGGCUCCUUCAACGGCCUCGACUCCGCCACCCUUGACCGAUACGCCCGCCCCCACGACUGCCCUGAGUUGUCUUCCUCCUUCAUCGACCUCGAGAUCCCAGUGGAGGGAUCUGGCGAAGCGGAGAUACAGGCUCGACCGGUCUAUGUAGCGGCGGUGGAUUUGUCUUCUUCUGAAGAGUUCUUAGAACUUGUCAAAAGUUCUCUUCUAGCAGCUCUUGAAGCUUUGGUGCCAGGAUCCUUGUUUGGUCUGGUUACAUUCAGUCACAAGGUCGGGAUAUAUGAUGUUCAAGGUCCGAUAGCAGUUGUGAAAAAUGUUUUCAUCCCUCCUGAUUCAGAAGGCAGAUUACCUGUUGAUCUUGAAGAUGUCAUGCCAUUGCUUUCAUUUUUAGCUCCAGUGGAAACUUGCAAGGAUCGUAUUGCUGCUGCCCUUGAGACACUGAAGCCUACAACUUCCUGGGAGAGAACAACUGCUGCAGGGCAAGGACUUGAUGGUGUGUUGCUAGGUGGCAGGGGAUUUGGAGUAGCCAUGACAGCUCUCAUUGAUUACCUUAGUUCAGAAUAUGGGAGUACAUUUGCAUUGGCUAGGGUAUUUGUGUUUUUGUCUGGUCCUCCAGAUUAUGGAGCUGGACAGUUAGAUACAGGACGCUAUGGGGAACAGUAUGCCAGCAAGAGGGAAGAUGCAGACCGUGCUUUGCUUCCUGAACAGACACCAUUCUACAAGGAUCUGGCUGCUAUUGCUGUUCAAGCAGGUGUUUGUGUGGACAUUUUUGCUGUUACAGAUGAAUACACAGAUUUGGCUUCCCUUAAAUAUCUUAGUAUCGAAAGUGGUGGUUCUUUGUUUCUUUAUGCAAACAUGGAUGAUUCUACUCUUCCACAAGACAUGUACCGAAUGCUGAGUCGCUCAUACGCAUUUGGUUGUAUAUUAAGAUUGAGGACAUCUUCCGAGUUCAAAAUUGGUUACUCGUAUGGUCAUUUUUUUCCAGAUCCCCAGUAUGAAAGUGUUCAACAUAUCAUCUGCUGUGAUCCUUUUGCCACAUAUGCAUAUGACUUUGAGUUUGCCAAUUCUAGCGGUUUCUCCAGGCAUACAGAACCUCCAGUUCUACAGGUUGCAUUUCAGUAUAGUAUUAUUGUUCCUCGGGAGGAUACUGGCAUUUCUGAAUCAAAUUCUUCCACAAGUUCAAAGUUUUGCCUCAAAAGACGGCUAAGAAUAAGGACACUGCAGUAUGGAUCAGCGUCAAAUAUAAAUGAACUCUAUGACAGUGUUGAUCCUGAAGCUUUGUUAUCCAUUCUUGUUCAUAAGGUAAUUUUAGCUACCUUUAAGGAAGGGGUCAGAGAGGGCAGGAUGUUGCUCCAUGAUUGGCUGGUCAUUCUUACUGCUCAAUACAAUGAUGCCUAUAGACUUGUGUACAACAACAUCGGGAAUGCAACUUCGCAUGUUGAUGUUGCAUUCUUGCAAUGUCCACAAUUGCAGCCCAUACCUCGGCUUAUUUUUGCCUUGCUGAGGAAUCCUCUUCUCCGCUUACAUGAAGAAGGCAUUCACCCAGAUUAUCGAAUAUACUUGCAAUGCCUCUUCAGUGCACUGGAGCCCACACCCCUUCAACGAGCAAUAUAUCCAUUACUUUCUUCUUACACUACACCAGACCAACAAGCAUAUCCACGCCACUCUUUAAGUCACGCUGCUCUCGUCACGAGCGGAAGCCCCAUAUUCCUCUUGGAUGCCUUCACUAAUAUUAUUGUGUACUAUUCUCCGACAGCUGAUUCUUCAAUUCCCUUUCCUCCCCCUCAUGAUUGCCUUCUACGAGCAACAAUCAACAAGUUGAAGCAAGAGAGGAAUAUUACACCAAAGCUUACGUUCAUCCGUGGAGGGCAGGACGAUGCCACUGCGUUCGAGAAAUAUCUCAUCGAAGAGCAAAGCAUUGAUGGAAGCGAUCUUUCCAGCAUCAUGGGGUUUGUUUCUUUUCUUGAGGAGAUCUCCCGGGGUGUACUAGAGUACCUCAAGUAGAAACUUCUUAGAUCAAUGCAAGGGUCAAAUAGUGUCUUAUUUAGAGGUAGACCAUUAUAACCCCAAGUGUUAGCAUUAUUAUUACGAUGUUUCAUUGCUUCCGGCUUCUUUCUUUUCCUGUUCUUUCUUUUUGGGAUCAGAACAGCAUGCCAAAGAACAUCAUGAUUUUGGACCCUUGUGCGUUGAAAUAGCAAAAUGUUGUAUUCACUGUUAUUA
Molecule: messenger RNA, 2592 nt
Organism: Musa acuminata AAA Group (dessert banana)
Lineage: Eukaryota; Viridiplantae; Streptophyta; Magnoliopsida; Zingiberales; Musaceae
Product: protein transport protein SEC23 D
Exons: 14
Coding region: 148-2376 (742 amino acids)
Biological process (GO): intracellular protein transport; COPII-coated vesicle cargo loading; endoplasmic reticulum to Golgi vesicle-mediated transport
Cellular component (GO): COPII vesicle coat; endoplasmic reticulum exit site
Molecular function (GO): SNARE binding; zinc ion binding
Source: RefSeq, a predicted model, not a curated record